Oreochromis niloticus (Nile tilapia) is the source of this 1600-nucleotide messenger RNA. RefSeq lists its product as uncharacterized. Gene Ontology annotation, biological process: negative regulation of T cell proliferation; cell surface receptor signaling pathway; cellular response to lipopolysaccharide. The record is from RefSeq and is a predicted model, not a curated record. Gene Ontology annotation, cellular component: external side of plasma membrane. The transcript has 4 exons. Bases 492 to 1382 code for a protein of 296 amino acids. Lineage: Eukaryota; Metazoa; Chordata; Actinopteri; Cichliformes; Cichlidae.
AACAGGGAUUGAGACAGUGUGAGGGUUUGUGGAGUGCCACAGUGCUGUAAUGAAUACUGUAGUGGAAGAAGUUCUUUCACACUCUUCAUCCUGGAGCUGCUUUAUGUCCAUGAUCUGCAUGGAAACACAUCUAUGGAGAGGAAAUCCAGCUGCUGAGGGUCACAUCUGCAUCAUUGUAGCUACAGUGGAUGUUUCAGUGUCAGGACUGAAGGUGGAGCUUUGUGUGUGUCAGGGUGAGGCCGCAGCAGCCGCCUCCAACCGGAGCGCUCGGGCGUGAAACUAGGAGGAAAGCCGACGUCCUCCUCUUGUGAUCUGUGGCCGGCCGGACUUCAUUCCACAGAUGUGCUUUAACAAAGUGUGAAGCUGAACUCUGAGCUGUGACAGUGUGAGCAGUGUGAGAGUGUCAGUAGAUGAUCAGCAGAGGAAAGUGAGAGCUGCUGUGAGCUGAUGUCCUGAAGGGCUUUUAAAGAGUCUCUGAGUUUGACAGGAACAUGAAGAUGUUUGUGGUGUUUGUGAUCCUCCUGCACGUUUCCCAGCAUGCCUCGCCUGUGGAACUUUAUGUGGGAGAGCCAUUUGUCUUGCUGCCCUGCGAUUUUCCCACUUUUGAACUGGACAGCCCCACAGUGGUGUGGAGUCGCUCCGACCUCAGUCCUCCAACCGUCCACCAGCAUCAGCCUCAAGGAGACGAACUGAAAGAUCAAAACCAGCGUUACAGCGGCCGAACAUCUAUGAAGACUGACGCUCUGGAAACUGGAGACCUCAACCUCACUUUGACUGACCUCCAACUGUCUGACAGUGGCACCUACACCUGCUCCGUUACAGACCUUAAAUAUGGCAACCAGAAACUGAGAGAUGUACAGCUGCAGGUCAAAGAAUGGUUUCCAUCCUGGCUCAAAGCUCUCAUAGUUAUUCUGGUCAUUGUUCUCAUCACUUCUGGAGGUCUUUUAUUUUAUUUCCGCCAGUAUUUCAUGUCAGUUAACAAGGUGGAGGUGGAUUCAGGGGUGGAGUCUGUCCAGCUGCCCUGCAAAACCAUGGUUUGCCUGCCUAAAUACGCUAAAGUGGAGUGGAAGGACAAAAAUAAGAGAAAGGUCCACGUGUAUGAGAACGGCUCUGACCAGCCUAGAGAACAGCAUGACGAUUUUAAAGGCCGAACAAAGAUGAAGAGAAACUUACUGGAACCUGGAGACCUCAGUCUGACCCUGAAACACCCCACUGAUGGAGACAACUCCACCUACACAUGCACCGUCUACAGCAGGGAGGGAAACAUCCUGUCGGAGAAACAAGUGGAGCUGAAAGUCAAAGGUCAGUGCUGUAGAUACAGGUCAAAGGUCAGAGGUCAGACUCAUGAUGGUGGUUCAGUCUCAGUGGGCUCCAUCCAAUAAUGUUACAGUGUUAGCAUGUCUGAUGUUUGUGGCUGUUUUGGUUUUUAUUUGAUUUCCAGCCAAAUGUAAAAGCUUCAGCAGAUGAACUGUAGGAGCAAAGUUCAUGUGUGAGACUUCAUCUGAAAGGUAACAUCUUCUAGUUUCUGAACAUGUGUUUGUUUAGCAUGUGGCUAAAACACAGGCUAAGCUAAGUCAGUUCAAAUAUCAGGAAAAACCUU